AUGGGCAUCUCUAGAGAAUAUAAGGUUGUCCUUAUCGGUGAUGAUUGUGAGUACAUGGAUCAUCCCUUUAUUCUAGCAGCACCUUAAUUAACCGUACAUAACAGAGGUUGGGGCAAUGACAUUAUCUCUUCAGUUCCUUCAUGGUCCUUACCUGGAUUAUAUCAACCCUGGCUAUCAUUCAAUGUGGCACAGAUAUUUCUCACAAGAGCUGCAUGAUUGAUGAUGAGCCCACACUGAUCGAUGUAUAUCAAGUAUCUAACAAGUUUGGCAUCAUGAGGGAACAGUGGAUAUGUGUCAGCAAAGGAUUUCUCUUGGUCUACUCCAUCACAUCUCGAAAAUCAUUUGAAGAAAUUAAUGCUUUCUAUGCAUGGAUUUCUCAAGUGAAGUUGGAUGAAGACACCUUCCCUUGUAUCAUCCUUGUAGCCAACAAAUUUAGCACUAAAGGUACCCCUCCCCCAUCUUCAACCCAAGACAGUACUCUGAUGCCCAUGCGUCGAUGCAGAGGGCCGCAAGCUUGCCAAUAUAUUGAAAUGUCUGGAAAGCAGCAGAUCAAUGUCGACAAGGUUUUCAACAAUCUUGUCCAUGUAAUCAGGAAAUACGACAAGGCUGAGGAAUGAGCUCAUCAACCUUACACGAUAUCGGGUCCUUCCCAUAGCCAGCAUGAUACAAAGGUAAAUGAAGAGUGAACCAAACACCAAACUGGUAACUCCUCACCCAUCUGGUAUGAAGGUAGACAAGGAGAGAACCCCAGAACCUCAGUGCAUCGUAGCCUGAUUCUUUUCUCCUGCAUUGCAUCCCCCAUCUGUCACAUUCAAUUUGUCUGGUCAUUGGUUUUCCCAGCCUUCGAACCCUUU
Molecule: messenger RNA, 854 nt
Organism: Desarmillaria tabescens
Lineage: Eukaryota; Fungi; Basidiomycota; Agaricomycetes; Agaricales; Physalacriaceae
Exons: 5
Coding region: 141-617 (158 amino acids)
Biological process (GO): Ras protein signal transduction
Cellular component (GO): plasma membrane
Molecular function (GO): GTPase activity; GDP binding; GTP binding
Source: RefSeq, a predicted model, not a curated record